Aspergillus homomorphus CBS 101889 is the source of this 312-nucleotide messenger RNA. RefSeq lists its product as uncharacterized. The transcript has 2 exons. Bases 1 to 312 code for a protein of 103 amino acids. The record is from RefSeq and is a predicted model, not a curated record. NCBI's taxonomy places the organism in Eukaryota, Fungi, Ascomycota, Eurotiomycetes, Eurotiales, Aspergillaceae.
AUGGCGGCACCGACGCUUGUCUUCCUGGCUCUCAGUUUCUUGUUCUUGAGCCUUGCUCAUGCGGAGGAUGGCUACUUCGUUGUCGGCGCCCUUAGCCAGUAUACUACCAAUGGGGUUGCUACACCUGCCCUGACGGGUUCCACGAUCGAAUUCACUGCAGUAGAUGACCCGGCGGAACACGGGCUUCUGGUUUUCCUGUCUCCGGAUAUGCAGUCCGACCUGAAAUCUGUCAUGGAUAGUAGAUGCGCGAUAGAGAUCGAUACCGGCUGCUUUCAAGGGGUGCAGGAUGUGCUGGAAGCGGCAACCGUGUGA